CCCUAAUUUAGACUUGCAGGUAGCUUCCUACUUGUUUAACACGUUAGAGAGCCGUUAAACAACUGAUUGCGCUUACGUUUUGGCUAUAUAUGCUUCAUAGUAGUGUUACGGCCAUGUUUCUACGUACGUUUGCAAAUCUCAGAGAGGGAUAUGCGAUUUGUGUGUCAGCCUACGACAAAAUGCUGACUGAGAAACCGAACUCAGGGCAACAGUUCUCCAUUUUUUUUCCAGGAAGCGGAUGUUGUGGACGUUGUCAUCUUAACGGCAUCCGGUUUAGAAGACAGGCUAGCUUGGUAAAACAGCAGCGUACGGUGAAAUUAUUAAAAUAGCCGGCCGAAGGACAGAAAAAAUAACCUGGUCCGGUCCGCUGCUCAACAAUGGACGAGUUUUUGGUCGAUUUAUUUUGUAUUCGCGGACGGUCCGCUGUCACUAGGUCGGCUAGCUAGUUAGCACAGCUGGCUAACUGGCUAAUUAAAUCCUGACAAGUGCUCGGCGGCUUGUCUGACCAGCAGUCGAAAGAGAACUGUCAAGAGGAGGAAAUAAUUAACUUAUAUCCUAGCAGUUUACGGCUGACACAUCGGAGUGAUAACAGGAGCGGGUAUGGAUAUUGCUGUUGGCUCGACUUCUGGUUUAAUUGGCUGUAUGUUGAGUGGAGUAAGUAGACGAUUUUAAGGAGUAACGUUAGGUUAGGAUCUUAAAUAAGACAGGAGCUGUUAACCCGGCCCUGUUUGCCUUGGUUUACAGUGAAUCUUAAAUGUGAUGAUGUCUGAACAGGCGAUGGUGAUUACAUUAAGGAAAUAAUUUAUCGUUAUUUUCAUAUUCAAGAUUAGUUCGGCUAAUCGGGUGUAAUGUCACGUCACAGCUGUGUACAGUAAGUCCGGGUGACAGCUUGGAAAAGUAAACAGGUGUGACACACCAGCCUGCCCGCUGCAACUUUGCACUACAACUAAUGCCUGGUACAUCUUAUCAGUUACCUCUAGAUAUCUAGUUACUUGAAAUCACAACAUUCCUGCAAGCUGAUUGCACUUCUGGCUGUAGGCGCACAUAUUAAAACGUAUAGUUUUGCUGAUAAAACACAGAUGGGAGUUUAAAUGGCCACAACUGAGCAACAAAUUAGGAUGAUUUAAGGAUGCUCUGUAUAGGUAAUACAUCUUAGUGCUUUAACAUGAUCUCAGAAGUAUAUUAUUAAUGGGACUGUAUAGGUUUAUGAUUCAUAGGUCUUAUUGGUCGUUUGAGCAUUUUGGUUGGGGCGGUGGUAAUGUCCAGACUUUUACCCAGUGACAGUCUGAGAGUUAAGCUGUAGUUGUAGGUCUUGCUGCGAUCUUGCCAAUCCACCACAAUGCCAGCUGUGCUGUUCUUAUUAACGCUGCUUGGAGCAUUAUGCAGCCAUGGACAGGCCAUGACGAGGGAGGAGAAGCAGAGGUUGAGGAACCAAGUGGUUGAGAUGUUUGACCAUGCAUAUCAGAACUAUAUGGACCAUGCAUACCCAGCAGAUGAGCUGAUGCCACUAACAUGCAGAGGACGGGUACGCGGGCUUGAACCCAGUCGAGGUGACAUUGACGACGCUUUGGGAAAGUUCUCACUGACUCUCAUAGACACUCUGGAUACUCUGGUGCUUCUUAACAAGACGACAGAGUUUGAGGCUGCAGUGAGGAGAGUUCUGAAGGAUGUGCGGCUGGACAACGACAUCGUGGUGUCUGUCUUUGAAACAAACAUUCGAGUCCUUGGAGGUCUGUUGGGAGGGCACUCCAUGGCUGUAAUGCUGAAGGAGGGAGGUCAACACAUGCAGUGGUACCAGGAUGAACUUCUGGAUAUGGCCAAAGACCUGGGCCUCCGACUGUUGCCAGCCUUCAACACCAGUAGUGGCCUACCUUAUCCCAGGGUGAACUUGAAACAUGGUGUGUGGGGUCCUGAGACGAGGACGGGCACAGAGACCGACACCUGUACUGCGUGUGCAGGAACCAUCAUCCUUGAGUUUGCUGCCUUAAGUCGCUUCACUGGGGAUCCUGUGUUUGAGGCCCAUGCCCGGAGAGCCAUGGAUUUUCUGUGGGAGAAGAGGCAGAGAAACAGCAAUCUGGUUGGGACCACCAUCAACAUCCACUCUGGAGAGUGGGUCCGCAGAGACAGUGGAGUCGGAGCAGGAAUCGACUCUUACUAUGAGUACCUUCUCAAGGCCUACAUCCUCUUGGGAGAUGACCUGUUUCUUCAGCGGUUCAAUAUUCACUAUGCAUCCAUAAUGAAGUACAUUAGCCAGCCUCCGCUGCUGCUCGAUGUCCACAUCCACAAACCUCUGCUUCCCGCUCGCACCUGGAUGGACUCUCUGCUGGCCUUCUUCCCUGGACUGCAGGUGUUGAAGGGAGAUAUCCGCCCUGCCAUUGAGACUCAUGAGAUGUUAUAUCAAGUUACAAAGAAACAUAACUUUCUCCCAGAGGCCUUCACUACUGAUUUCAGGGUUCACUGGGCCCAACAUCCCCUGAGGCCUGAGUUUGCAGAGAGCACCUAUUUCCUUUACAAGGCCACAGGAGACCCUUAUUACCUGGAGGCAGGUCGCACCAUCCUGGACAACCUCAACCGCUUUGCUCGCGUCCCCUGCGGAUUUGCUGCAAUGAAGGACGUACGCACUGGAAGCCAUGAGGACAGAAUGGACUCCUUCUUCCUCGCUGAGAUGUUCAAAUACCUCUUCCUGCUGUUUGCUGAUGUUGAUGACUUGCCCUUUGACGUGGAGGACUAUGUCUUCACAACCGAGGCACACCUGUUGCCCCUGUCCCUCUCCACAGCUCCUCAUGCCUCAUCUAUUCCUUCAAACAAAACGUCAGAGGAGGAGCUGGAUGACUCGAACUUCGAUUGGACGUGCCCUAACACUCGCCUCCUGUUUCCCGACCCCGCCUUCCCUCGUAACCUGAGAGAACCGAUUCGUAGCGCUGUGGACAAGAGCUGCCCCCGUCCUGCACCGUACAGGGAGCCUGGCAUGGGCCGUCCUCCUCUCAGGGCUCAGGACUUCAUGGCAAACAACCCUGAACAUCUAGAGCUGCUGAGGAGAAUGGGAGUCAGUCUCAUCCACCUGAAAGAUGGCAGGGUGCAGCUGGUCCAGCAUGCUACACAGGCUGUGAGCGCGGUGGCAGCUGAGGACGGCGUGCGCUUCAUGCAGGAGAUGAUGGAGCUGUCCAGCCAGCAGCAGAAAGAGCAGCUGCCUCCCAGAGCCAUUCAGAUUGUCUCACAUCCAUUCUUUGGCAGGGUGGUGCUGACUGCCGGCCCAGCACAGUUUGGCACAGACCUCUCCAAAAGUUCCACAGGGGUUCGAGGCUUUGUGACUGUGGCUGAACCCUACAGCGGCUGCAGUGAGAUCACUAAUGCCGAGUACGUACGGGGCCGUAUCGCUCUGCUUCAGAGGGGACAGUGUAUGUUUGCAGAGAAGGCCAGACACAUCCAGAAGGCUGGCGCCAUCGGAGGCAUAGUCAUCGACGACAACGAGGGCAGCAGCAGCGACACGGCUCCCCUGUUUCAGAUGGCGGGGGAUGGCCGCAGCACAGAUGACGUCACCUUGCCUCUACUUUUCCUCUUUCACAAGGAGGGCAACAUCUUGUUGGAGGCAUUGAAGGAGUACAGGGAGGUGGAGGUGCUGCUGAGCGACAAAGCCAGAGACAGAGGUGUGGAUGCGCAAGAAGCAGAGGAAGACUGCACAACCGAGGCAACGACUCCCACCUCAUUUGAACCUGUUAGCCAAUCGCAAAUGAGCACAGUGGAGCUGGACGAACUGGCCCCUGAAGAGGUUACUCCAACACAGGAAGAAAACAGCCCUAUAGAAGAAGACACUAGUCCAGCAGAGGAAGUCAGUCCCCCGGAAGAGGAUGCUAGUUCUGCAGAUCAGGCCCAGCCCAAAGAGGAGAGAGACUCUGAGAAGAGAGAGGAGCCUGAGGGCGACACGGACUCAAGCAGUCAGUCAGUGGAUGAGCUGCUGGCUGAUUGGCGGGAAGACUUGGAGGCGUUCAAGCAGAUGGAGAAGGAUGAGCUCUGACAGCCGUCUGCCGUGUCGUGCCCUGUGACUGCGUAUUGAUCCCUCUGUGGGGGCGAGACCUUGGAGAGAACACAUCUGCACACGGCACCGGCUUCAGUCCGAUGAGGUCAAAGGAAGCUGGGUGGGGUGAUGUCUUUCAUGACUGUUUGUUCUCUUGCUCUCUGUGUGCCAAGGCGAGCCCACAUACUGUAUCACUGGACCAUAAGGGAGUCAUUUUUAGCCUGGUUGGUGUUGGAUAGAGACCAGGGUUCUUACCUCACUUUCUCAUACAGUUUCUGUUAAUCUGUCAUAACAAACCUUGAUGAAUGACGCGGACCAGACUGUAUGUAACAGCGUCUCACUUUCCGCUCCAUUUUACUUCUCGCACUGUUGUUCUCUCUAUGCAUUUCUGACUCCUCUUUGCUCAGAUGAAAGCUGGUCCAGCUCUUCUGACUAAUUAAUCCAUCGACCAAUUAAUUUUAUUUAAAUGUGAUGAUUAUUUGUGAUGAUGCAUUUACUGUCAUCACGGUCUGGGGCCUAAUCAGAUGUACACAUUGAUGUGAGUGGAAUUCAUGAGGAGGAUCGGUGAACAUUGAAUAAGCUGCAGGAUGUUUUUUUUUAUGGCUUUAUGGUAGACAAACUCAACACCAAACUUGAUCUCUUAUGAAGUCAUCUGUCAAUGUAAAUAUGUAUUUGUUUGAGAUAUAUUGACUGAAACGAUAUAGCGCUGCUUAGCUCAGGUUCUGGUUCACGCCCUACAAACAACAACCUCUGGACCACAUCGGGUGGAGCAGACACACCCUCAGCAACGCGGUGAGACGGAUUACACACCCGUCAGCUGCCACAGGAGGGUGCUAUAGGAUCUGUCUGUCAUAUUGUAGCUGCUGACUGAUUGGAAGGAGCAGAAAUAAGUUAAGACGAAAUUAAAUAAAAAUUGAGAGGGACAUGGGGAAA
Messenger RNA from Acanthopagrus latus (yellowfin seabream), 4948 nucleotides. RefSeq names its product ER degradation enhancer, mannosidase alpha-like 3 (gene edem3). Gene Ontology annotation, biological process: carbohydrate metabolic process; endoplasmic reticulum mannose trimming; mannose trimming involved in glycoprotein ERAD pathway. The coding region runs from base 1340 to 4015 and encodes 891 amino acids. Gene Ontology annotation, molecular function: calcium ion binding; mannosyl-oligosaccharide 1,2-alpha-mannosidase activity. The record is from RefSeq and is a predicted model, not a curated record. The transcript is spliced from 20 exons. Lineage: Eukaryota; Metazoa; Chordata; Actinopteri; Spariformes; Sparidae. Gene Ontology annotation, cellular component: endoplasmic reticulum; membrane.